UCAUUUUGAUUUCACUUUUCGUCAUCUUUCUUCUCCAGAUCUCUCUCUCAUGGGAUGUGCUCGACUCGUGUGUGAUCUUUCACUCUUUAGUGUUGUUUAGUUAGGGUUUCCAGUUUGGGGUUAUGAUAACACAAGUGAAUCAUUUUGAAGUUGAAUAGUCAUCGUUUCUUUAGCUUUAGUCCGAUUCUGGUUAGGAGCUGUUCGUAAUGCAAAAUCUGAAGGUCUUUGUAGCAAAUUGUCACCUCUAUUAACUACAAUGGAACAUAAAUCCAAAUCCGGUGGUGUAGGUUCGAGUAAUCGAGUUGCUAUGAAUGAGGAGGACAGAAUCAGUGAGCUGCCUGAUGCUCUGCUUCUGCUGAUAUUGUCUUCACUUCCGACAGAAAACGCCAUAUCUACUAGUGUUCUGUCUAAACGUUGGAGAUCUCUUUGGACGAUGUUGCCAAAACUCAAGUUUGACUGCGAUUAUAAUCCUGUGAUUCAUGAUGAUAACAUAGAUCCCCGUGUAUUCUCAGAGAAUGUUCUCAAGUCUUUGGCUUUACACAAAGCUCCGGUUUUUGAGAGUUUGCAUUUGAAAUUUGCUGGUGAAUAUGAUUGUUUGGAUGUUGGAAUAUGGAUCGCGACCGCAUUUGCCCGCGGUGUGCGCAGAUUGGUAUUGGAUAGUUUCUAUCAAGAGGAGCAGACGGUAACCCUUCCGAGUGUUUUGUUUACCUACAAUGAUACACUUGAGAUCUUGAAACUCAAGUGUGCUAUAGAUUUAGAAUUCCCUUCUCGGGUUUGUUUGAAGUCCCUUAGAAAGCUGUGUCUUGACCAAGUACACUUCAAAGACGAAGAAUCUGUUUGCAAUCUUUUCUGUGGCUGCCCUAGUCUUGAAGAGUUGGUCGUGGAUAGAUAUAGUAAUGCGGAUGUGGCGACUUACACUAUUGCGGUGCCAUCAUUACUGAGAUUGACCAUAAGUGAUCUUAACGAAGAUGGAGGUUAUGGAGAUGGAGGCUAUGUGAUAAAUGCCCCUGCUUUAAAAUACUUGGACAUCUGUGGGUUUAAUGGUCUUGGGUCUUGUCUGAUUGAGAAAGCACCAGAGCUAGUGGAGGCAAAGAUCAGUGACGUUUCUGAUAUAACCAAUGAGAACAUUCUGGAGUCUCUAACUUCAGCCAGACGUCUUAUCUUACACUUAUCUCCCCUUGAGGUUAAAGUUCCUACUGGUAAAAUCUUCCAUCAGCUAGUCUGUCUAGAGCUACCUACAUACGAAAUAGAGUGGUGGAAUCUGCUUUCGAUCAUGCUCGCUAGUUCUCCUAAACUACAAAUCCUCAAGCUCACAGAUGUAUAUCUGCGUGAUGACAAAAAAAAUCCGGACCAACGGAGAUGGAAUCCACCAAAAUGUGUACCGGAAUGCUUGUCGUUCCAUCUUGAGACAUUCAUGUGGAUAGGAUACGAAUGUCAACGAGGAGAUGAGAAAGAAGUGGCCAUGUACAUCUUACAAAACGCAAGACGGUUGAAGAAAGCCACUAUCUCCACAAAACGCAUCGAGAUGGGAAUGCUCGAAAAGUUGGAAAAGAGACGUGAGAUGCUCAACGAGUUGGCUAGUGUGCUCUGGGAUUCAAAUUCGUGUCAACUUGUGUUCGACUCUACUUAAUAUCUUAAACUUUUACUAUGUUGUUUUGGCUGUUGGGAAAUGUAUAAUUCACUACUCCACCUACCUGUAUGUCGGAUGCUAUAACGUUUGCCUGGUGACCUUUUGAGGAAGAGAUUCAGAAGAUUAUUACUUUAUA
Molecule: messenger RNA, 1766 nt
Organism: Camelina sativa (false flax)
Lineage: Eukaryota; Viridiplantae; Streptophyta; Magnoliopsida; Brassicales; Brassicaceae
Product: F-box/FBD/LRR-repeat protein At2g04230
Molecular function (GO): protein binding
Source: RefSeq, a predicted model, not a curated record